This is a messenger RNA of Callorhinchus milii (elephant shark), 2814 nucleotides long. Its product is annotated as cadherin-7. Gene Ontology annotation, molecular function: cadherin binding; calcium ion binding. Gene Ontology annotation, cellular component: catenin complex; plasma membrane; adherens junction. Bases 307 to 2682 code for a protein of 791 amino acids. NCBI's taxonomy places the organism in Eukaryota, Metazoa, Chordata, Chondrichthyes, Chimaeriformes, Callorhinchidae. Gene Ontology annotation, biological process: homophilic cell-cell adhesion; cell-cell junction assembly; multicellular organism development. The transcript has 12 exons. The record is from RefSeq and is a predicted model, not a curated record.
GAUAGAGAGAACCUAUCGCUGUGCAUUUCACGAGCCUAUCGUCUCUUAUUGCUGCUGUAAGGCGAACGGAGAGGAGGUGUAUUUUUUUCUGGACGGAGAGAGAGAGAACUGGGAGCUCGAGGUGGAUGCAGGAGAAGGUAAGGUGCCCACUGAAGUGAAUCUAUCAAAAGCGAGCUCCUUCUUCAGUCCAGUUGCCCACAAAUUAAUAUCUCCGGGCUCCAGACUCACACCCAGGCAGAGGCGAUUGCUGGCAAGUCAAGCGGAACACAGGCCGAGAUCUUUUUGUCAAGGUUCUCCCUGGGAAAAAUGAAGCCGAGUGACAGGAGAUUUUGCCGUUUUCUGGGGCUAAUGACAUUGUUCCUGUGCCUUUGUGAGACAAGUCUAUCGUACUCCUCGCCCUCAGCGUCUCGCCCACAGGCCAAGGACUCACAGGAAGCUCACCAGAGGGUGAAGCGAGGCUGGGUGUGGAACCAGUUCUUCGUUCUGGAAGAAUAUACAGGGACAGAUCCUCUCUAUGUGGGAAAGCUUCACUCGGACGCCGAUCGAGGCGACGACUCCAUCAAGUACGUGCUGUCGGGAGAAGGAGCCGGUUCCAUCUUCACCAUCGACGAAAUCACAGGAGACAUUCACGCCACCAAGCGCCUGGACCGGGAGGAGCAGGCCUAUUACACGCUGAGGGCCCAGGCUGUGGAUAAGCUGACAAAUAAACCCGUUGAGCCCCAGUCCGAAUUCAUCGUCAAGAUACAGGACAUCAACGACAAUGAGCCCCAGUUUCUGGACGGUCCCUAUGUGACCAGUAUCCCUGAAAUGUCCCCCGUGGGAACCUCUGUGCUCCAGGUGACAGCCACCGACGCUGAUGAUCCCACCUAUGGGAGCAGUGCCAGGGUGAUUUACAGCAUCCUUCAGGGACAACCAUACUUCUCUGUGGAGCCAAAGACAGGAAUAAUCAGGACUGCUCUGCCCAACAUGGACAGAGAAGCCAAGGACCACUACCUCUUGGUCAUACAGGCCAAGGACAUGGUGGGGCAGAUGGGAGGAUUGUCGGGAACCACAUCAGUCACCGUGACCCUCAGCGACGUCAAUGACAACCCACCACACUUCCCUCGCAAGGUUUAUCAGUACAACGUGCCUGAGUCGCUGCCUGUAGCGUCAACAGUGGCCAAAAUCAAAGCGUUGGAUUCCGAUGUCGGACGCAAUGCUGAAAUGGAAUACAGGAUCGUUGACGGGGACGGCCUUGGGAUCAUCAAAAUUUCCACCGACCAAGACACUCAGGAGGGAGUCCUGACACUUCAGAAGGAGCUGGAUUUCGAGACCAGGUCUGGCUACAGCCUGAAGAUCGAGGUGACCAACAGGAACAUUGACCCGCGGUUCCUCAGCCUGGGGCCGUACAUCGACACGACGGCGGUGAGGCUGACCGUGGAGGACGUCGAUGAGCCACCGGUGUUCAGCUCUCCCGGCUACACCAUGGUGGUUUCCGAGGCUGCCAGCGCUGGGACCCCCAUCGGCACCGUCUCCGCACACGACCCCGAUACAGCAAACUAUCCCGUGAGGUAUUCCAUAGAUCGCAACACUGACCUGGAAAGAUAUUUUAACGUCGAUGCCAUGUCUGGGAUCAUUACGAUAGCCAAGACACUGGACAGAGAGACCAACGCAGAACACAACAUCACGGUUCUGGCUAUAGAAAGUCAAAACCCUUCGCAGAUCGGACGAGGUUCUGUCCUCGUACGCCUGGUGGAUGUGAACGACAACGCACCUGAAUUCCCAAUGGAAUACGACACGUUUGUCUGCGAGAACGCCAACCCCGGAGACACAAUCCAGAGGAUCAGUGCGGUGGACAGGGACGAACCUCCGAGUGGGCAUCGCUUUCACUUCUCCCUGGCUCCUGGAGCUGCCAACAACCUGAACUUCACAGUACAAGACAACAGAGACAACACGGCUCUGAUCCUGACCCGCAAAGCUGGCUUCAGUCGACAAGAACAGCCCAUUUACCAGCUGCCCAUUGUGAUCGUGGACAACGGGAUUCCAUCACUCAGCAGCACCAACACCCUGACCGUCCGCGUGUGCGGCUGCGACGGGGACGGAGUGGCCCAUUCCUGCAACACCGAGGCCUUUGUCCUGCCCGCGGGCCUGAGCACAGGGGCCCUCAUAGCCAUCCUGGCCUGUGUCCUUACAUUGCUAGUGCUGGUGCUGCUCAUCGUAACCCUGAGACGCCGCAAGAAGGAGCCGUUGAUCCUGGACGAGGAGAAGGACGUGCGGGAGAACAUCGUCAGGUACGACGACGAGGGCGGGGGCGAGGAGGACACCGAGGCCUUCGACAUGGCCACCCUGAGGAACCUCCACUUCAUCCAGGACCCCAAAACCCGGCGGGACGUGACCCCCGAAAUCCAGUGCUUCUCAAAGCUGGCCGGCGGGGGAGCAAAAACAGCCGAUAACGUCAUAUUCCGGGAAUUUAUCUGGGACAGGAUGAAGGAGGCGGACUCGGAGCCUUCUGCUCCACCCUACGACUCUCUACAGACUUACGCGUUCGAGGGCAAUGGAUCGGUGGCGGAGUCUCUCAGCUCCCUCGAGUCGGUCAAUUCCGAGUCAGACCAGAACUACGAUUAUCUCAGUGACUGGGGGCCACGUUUCCAAAAGCUGGCUGACCUGUACGGUAGCAAUAAUAAGGAAUGUCUCGGCUCUUAGUUUUUUUCCAGGUCAAACGAACGAACGAACGAAUGAACCGAACGAACGAACGAACGAACGAUCGCAUCGAUUUUUUUUUUGGAAUAAGGUCACCCACCAAGUCACCCACACACCCGCCCACUCACCACUUAC